GUUCAAAAAUUGUUCAACGUUAUUGUUAUAUAUUUUGCUUGAAUAUUUUUCUGUAGAGUUGCAAACUGGCAGCACCGUGAUUCUUAGUUUGUUUUUUAUUUUCCGCGUGUGAAGUGGUUUGCGUUGAAUGUCGGUGUGGUGUUGAGCAAAAAUUUGUGUUUUGAAAUUUCAAAUAACAAAAUUUGUGCUUAUUAAAAUUAGGACAAAAUUCCGCAAACAGUAACUGGAUUUGUAAAAUAUCAGCAUCAGGUGAACAAAACGCUAGUGCUAAAAGGGGAAAAUAAGGAAUCGACAAAUUAACAAAGAAGCAACCAAAUUUCAAAGUUUCUGAAAGGAGAACACGUACAGGGUUCAAUUUUAAAAAAUAAUAUCAAAUCAAUAAAAUAAGAUUUGCAGUCAACUAAGUAUCUCAUAAGGCAUACGUCGAAGUAUAUUAAGAAACGUCGACAACGUAUUUCCACUCACUAUUGCAAAACCGCUGAUACUAGAUCAUAAAAUGGCUGAUUAUUACAUUGUUUUGGAUAUACCCCGCACAGCUACCGAUGCUGAAAUAAAAAAGGCUUACAGAAAAUUAGCAUUGAAAUGGCAUCCAGAUAAAAAUCCAGACAACUUGGACGAAUCUAAUAAGCGCUUUAAAGAAAUAUCUGAGGCUUAUGAAGUUCUAUCAGACGCACGCAAACGAAAAAUAUACGAUUCUCGCUCUACGUUACACAAAAGUAGCUACAACAGCUCCUCUUAUAGUAAUGGCAGCACGAACGGUUACCGUUAUCGUACGAACGGUACUAGAUCCAGUGCCAGUGACUAUGGCGACUACUACCCCCACAGUUACGGUUCAACGAAGCGUGGCAACCGAUAUCAGGCGUUCACCUUUCGAAAUUUAUUUGAGUCAACACCAUUCCACAAACUUUUCGAAAAAAAACGCCGUGUUUAUGAUCAGUAUGGCAAGGAAGGUUUAAUUGGUGGUCACGGUCACCAUCGUUCUUCUCGACAAGCACAUACUCAUGACUUUGAAGACUUUGAUGUUAUGGGCGGUUUUCCAUUUGUUUUCCGACCACCUGAAGAGGUAUUCCGUGAAUUCUUUGGAGUUAACUCUCCAUUUGCAGAUCUUUUUAGAGAUACUCAUUACACCUCUUUAAAUGGUAGGCGUCAUGGUUCUUCUGGUAGUCAUAAAGUUAAUUCUCCUUUUGCAGCGCCAAUGCUCAAUUAUACAAUGAUGGACUUUUUCAUGCCAAACAAUGGUUUUACAUCUUUCUCCACCUUUAAUACAGUCUCUAAUGGCAGUGGACGAAGCGGUGCUGCUAGUGUGAAUGGAGCCGUCAAACGCACGUCAACAUCAACCACUUUUGUCAAUGGAAAGAAGUUAAUGACCAAACGAGUAUUUGAGAAUGGUAGAGAAACUGUGUUUUCAUAUGAAAAUGAUGUUCUUAAAUCAAAGACUGUGAACGGGGUUCCCCAAAAACUCUCUUCAAUUACAAAUUAAGCAAAGUCAUACAUAAAGUAUAAUUGUUCGUACGCAUAGUUCUGUUUAAAUUAAUUAAUAUUACUUAAAUAUACAUAAUAUUUAGAAAUAAAUACAAAGUAAAAUGGAACAUACAAAAAGCUAAGCAAGUCGAACAGUCCUAAAACAAAUUGUCAACCGAGUAAUUGAGUUAUAGCAAAUCUUUCCGUUUUUAUUACAAAAUUUUAAAACAUACUAAUUUUAUAUUUCAAAUAUUAAAAUAAUUUUAUAAAUUACCACGUUAAUAAAUCUUAAUCCGCUAUUAUUACACACAUUAA
Messenger RNA from Teleopsis dalmanni, 1776 nucleotides. RefSeq names its product dnaJ homolog subfamily B member 6 (gene mrj). Lineage: Eukaryota; Metazoa; Arthropoda; Insecta; Diptera; Diopsidae. The transcript has 8 exons. Bases 497 to 1480 code for a protein of 327 amino acids. The record is from RefSeq and is a predicted model, not a curated record. Gene Ontology annotation, molecular function: Hsp70 protein binding.